This is a messenger RNA of Symbiodinium sp. CCMP2456, 662 nucleotides long. The record is from the annotation of a GenBank genome assembly. Lineage: Eukaryota; Dinophyceae; Suessiales; Symbiodiniaceae.
GAGAGGCAUCAGCAUGAAGGCCACCCUGAGAACGGUUAUUUUCGCCGGGACUCUUUUGACCGCGACCUCGGCAUUCGCUGGGGAGCAGACCGUGACCCUGGAGGUCAGCGGGAUGACCUGCGCGUCCUGUCCCUACAUCGUCAAGCAGUCUCUGGCCGCUGUCGACGGCGUGACGGAUGUCGAAGUCUCAUUCGCGGAGAAAUCCGCGGUCGUCACCUGUGACGACAGCAAAACCGAAGUGGCAGCACUCACCGCCGCCUCGCCCUUGUCGCGGGAAUUGCCGUACUCGAGAGACCAACCAGUGAACGACAAAAAACUACUUCGCACGGGCUCCAUAGGGGCGACCAUCGCCGCCAUCUGUUGGUUCACGCCCGCCCUGGUCGUUCUCGUCGGGUUUGUGGGACUAUCGGCAAUCGUCGGCUGGCUCGACUACGGCUUGUUCCCGAUCUUGUUCGCCUCCCUGGGGCUGGUUGCCUACGCGCUUUAUCUGCGCGCCGGCCGCCAGGGUCCGUCGCCGACGCCUAUGAUCGUCGUGGCCGUCGUUGCACUUUCCGCGCUGCUCUUCUGGCUCGAGUUCAGCUACGCGCUGCGCAUCUCCAUCGCGGCCACUCUUACCGUUGCAGCCUAUGCCUACUACUUGCGUGCGUGUGUGCGGCGGCAAA